CACACCCACACCCUCAAGAUCAGAAGAAAAUGGUUUCAAAAGAACAGCAACUAACUUCUGACAUCUCCAGCGACUAAAUGGGAAGUAGAAAAACGGCUUUGGAGAGGGGAGUCAUUUUCAUUGGCUAAGGUUUACUCUCCUUGAUAAAUAUUUAUAAUAUGCAUUAGAUUUUUUAAAAAUAAAAAUAUUCAUAAUUAUUUAUUCUUUUCAGUGAAAUAUACAUACAGAUAUUAUUUUGUUUAUUACUAGUUAAGCUUUUUCGUCUGAUCGAGUAAUUACUUUCAAUACAUUUGAUGUGCUAGUAGGAAUGAUUAAUCCGUCAAUAAGUGACAUAUGAAUAUAUGGAUUGGUCGAAACGUAAACAAAUGCAAACGACAUUGCAGAAUUUGUUUUUUUCCGUCUUCAUUCUGUCAUCGACACAUAUAUAAAAUCUGCGUUGUUAGUUCCUUUCCGUAAACAGAUUAUGAAAUAGUCGAAAAUGGCCGAUUUUUCACUUAUUUAUUCAAUGUUAUUGAUAUAAUGUUUUAUCACAGUAAACACUGUUUUAUCAUCAUCAGCUGUCAAUGUUGAUGGUCAGUGGACAAUUGUUAAUUAUCGUCAAUAGCCUCAAUGUAAUGGUAUUCAAAUUAGAAUCAGUCGUGAUGAACAAAAUGAAAAUCUUUACCAUAACAAUACACAUAUAAUUAAUUUGUUACGCUGUGCUAUACAAUUUGAUCAUUCUACUAAUAAAUGGAAAUCUUAUGGUUGUCCAUCAGCUUUGAUGAGUGGUUUACCAGAAGAUAUGAAAAAAGAAGAUAUAAUUUCGAACUUACUCUUCACUAUUCAACGUAUUCAAAUUCAGAAGGAACAGCAAUUAAUUAUCACAACAAGUAAUGGUGAACAAGUUCAAUUAUCUCGUUUACAAUAA
This is a messenger RNA of Rotaria sordida, 907 nucleotides long. The record is from the annotation of a GenBank genome assembly. NCBI's taxonomy places the organism in Eukaryota, Metazoa, Rotifera, Eurotatoria, Philodinida, Philodinidae.